Messenger RNA from Rhinocladiella mackenziei CBS 650.93, 1458 nucleotides. RefSeq lists its product as uncharacterized. The transcript is spliced from 2 exons. Gene Ontology annotation, cellular component: endoplasmic reticulum. The record is from RefSeq and is a predicted model, not a curated record. The coding region runs from base 1 to 1458 and encodes 485 amino acids. Lineage: Eukaryota; Fungi; Ascomycota; Eurotiomycetes; Chaetothyriales; Herpotrichiellaceae. Gene Ontology annotation, molecular function: oxidoreductase activity; heme binding.
AUGGUCGCCGACUUCGUCAAAAAGGCGAUUUAUUCCAGAGAGCGAGUGAGCAAGCAAAGAGGGAGUGACGACGUCUGGAUCAUCGUGCACGGAAAGGUGUACGAUAUCACAAAUUACCUGGACCAUCAUCCUGGUGGCGGCAAGAUCCUCAAAGAAGUGUCCGGACAAGAUGCGACAUCCGCUUUCGAAGAUGUCGGGCAUAGCGACGACGCGCGGGAUCUCCUGGCGCGAUUCCACAUCGGCGAGCUGCCCAAAGACGAGCAAGCGGUGACCAAAACCCGAAUCGCCUUCAAAUCUAAACCCAUACUCCCCAUCAAGCCUACUAGGAUGGGUAUAUUACGAUCACUUCCCACUCUUCUCAUGAUGUCCAUAAGCCAGGAUGCCGCUUCGACGUUGCUGAUGUGCUCAUGUGCACUGCUCGGAUCGAAACUGUUGUGGCCGGAGUUGGUGAGCGUCGAAUCUGGUCGGGCAUAUUUAGACACUCUUCCUGCGUUCUGGAAGGGGAUUGUACUAUCGUCGUUGGGGAGUAUUGCCAUCUUCGGCCACAUCAGCUACCAGUUCAGCAAGACAAUUGUCAUGACCAAGGGAUUCAGGAUCUACCCGCCAGUGAUGCGACCGAGUAAAGCCUUGGCUGGUCCCCCAGAAUUCACUACCAAAGAAUAUACGACACGUGAACAACUCCAAAGGAAUCCUUCGCAAUUCCAACCGGUCGAGCUCAUUGAGAAAACCCAACUUACACCAUCCGCCUACCGAUUCACUCUUCGCACCGUCUCCCCUGCCGACCUCACGGUGCCGGUUGGUCAACAUCUUCAACUUCUCGCACACAUUCCAACACCCACUGCCCCGACGACCAUCACCAGAAGUUAUACGCCCCUCUCUUCCACGAUUUCGUCUUCGGGCUAUACAGUCAUCACACUGGCGGUGAAGAUCUAUGACUCCGGUCCUAUGUCACAGCAUCUCCUGAACCUGUCUCUGAAUUCCAUACUUUCUGCUCGCGGGCCUUUAGGAAGCUACAAGGGGUAUCACCGCUUCCUCUGCUCUGAGUUUGGCAUGCUCGCCGCUGGCACUGGUAUCACCCCCAUGUUUCCCUUGAUUGAGCGGAUCUGCCAAGAUGAGAAAGAUGACACGACAAUCACACUUCUGUACGCCAACGGCACCCGUAAAGGAACGUUGUUGAAGAAAGAGUUGGACCAAUUGGCGGAGAGAUAUCCGGGAAAGCUGAAGGUGCACUACUUCUUAUCUGCGGCGGAUGAGAGCCCUGAGGCGAAGGAGCUUCAUGGCAGGAUUGACAUUUUCAAAAUGAAAGAACUCCUGCCUCCUGUAGAAGAGAGUUCCAAGUAUCUCAUCUGUGGACCAGAUGGAUUCGCCCAGCAAAUGGUGAGAGAUUUGGAGGUAUUGGGGUGCAAGAGCCAGGUAGAGGCUGUUUCGCAUCCUACGGAUCAGGUGUUUAUUUUCUAG